UAUUACUAAUGAGCAAGCAGAAGGGAGACAACUGUAGAAGCCAGAUUCAGACUUCUAGUGGUAUUGGGCAUGAACUCUCUAAGGAAAUCUACACCAAAGAUUGCUUUAGAGCAAACCAGAAAGAGAUACUGAACAUUCAUGUAUCUCAGGAUACUAUAAAAACUGACGACUGCAGUCUUUCAUCAAAAUCGAAGGCAUCUACUGAUGAAGUUGACUAUAGCUUCUUCAGUCAAGACUUGAUAACUCAUGGACUCUUUGGAGAUAUUACUACCACAUCUCCUGGGUUCAUUGAUCCUUUCUACAAUCAAUCCGAUCUAUCAGUCUACUCAUACUGCCCUCUGACUCCAAAACAGAACACAUCGGAGCCAAAGGGAAGACCUGAUAUUAAGAGAAGAAAGAUGCUCAGAAAUAUCAAGAGGUUUUAUUAUGAGUUGUUCAAGCACCAUAACAAUAAAUUAUUUUAUUUGAGACUCAAAAGGAUAACUUCCUCUGUUAUUAUUGAGGCUCUGAGACAUUUCUGUGAGGUUUAUAUUAGCAAGGCACAUGCAGAGGAAAUGGCUCAGUUCAUGUUUAAAUUUCUCAACAUCAACUGAGCUGGUCAUUCUUCUGAAGAAUCUAGAGCAAUGAGAAAUGGAAAGAAGGUUUAUGAGUGAACUUAUAGCUACAGCAUUAGCAAGUUCGACUCUUUGUUUGAAUCUGAGCACUUCAGGAUACUCAUACUAUCGUAUGCUGAAUUGCAACAAUCAAGCAUUCUUCGCUUACAGGAGAUGAAAUCUCAAGCUCAUUGGCCAAACAGACUUCCAACUCAAGAAGGAAGCUACCUCUCAAUCAUCUCGAAGCACCUCCUCAAGAGUAGAGGAGCAAAGCUUGAAGCUAGUCUUCAAGAGACUUGCAAGAGGUGCCAAUCUUACUAAUUACUUCAUUAAUAAACUUCAAC
Molecule: messenger RNA, 937 nt
Organism: Moneuplotes crassus
Lineage: Eukaryota; Ciliophora; Spirotrichea; Euplotida; Euplotidae
Source: the annotation of a GenBank genome assembly